GAAAAUGCCAAACUAUUUUCAUCACCCAUACGAGAAAACAAUUCAUUAUCCAAAUCCAAAUAUUCCCUAUCAAAACAAUCACUAUUAUCAAACUCCAAAGAACAAUCCACCAUGCCUGCCACGCCUUCUGCUGGUUUCCCACGGGUUUAGCAUACUCCCCAAUAACAAAUAUGCAACCAUCCUUCUUACCCCUGUCUAGCACUUCCCCCGUUAUCUGAUCCUACACAACACAACCGUGAUUAUGGAACUUAACCUCACAUCCAUCCUCAAUCAACUGACCCACAGUAACUGCGGUGCCCACACCACGAGUAGAUAGUUUAGCCCCUUAAGCCAAUUGUAAGGACAUCGUGUGACCAUUGUGCAACAAUGAGAAGUGAUUACAAGCAUUAAUCAUGUGAUUCAAAGCAAUAGAAUUGAGUAACCAACAUGGAAUAGUGCCUGACACACCACCAAUAGUAAAGGCAGAUGGGAGAGCAGAUGGGAGAACAUCUUGUAACUCCUCAGCCACUAGUCGACAUACAUAAGCAGAAGUGAAACCACUAGAGGAGGGAUCAUGAGUAGAGGCGAUUGUAGAAGAAGCAUGCAAAGCAGGAGCUAUGGCAAAACCAGAACCCACCAAGUCAGAUGACCAAGCCAAACCCUCGAGCAACAGAUGAUUAACCGACUUUAUUUCGGCAAGCUAGGGCCUUGCAGUAAAAAAUAAUGUGUCUAUCCUUCUUACAAUUGCCGAAAAUGUUAUGUUUUGGGCAAUGUGGCUGAAUGUGACCCACCUCAUGACAAACAUGUUAGGUUAAAGGACUAGCAUCCCCAUGCUGAAACUGAGGUUUAUUACCUCCAGAGCGACCUACAACAAAGGCUGAAUUAGAGUGACCAUCCAGUUUAGCUUGACUAUGAAGCCUCGUUUCCUAUCUAAUUAACGCACCCAAGGCUUUAUGAACAGUGUCCACAUUCCGAUGGAGGAGGGAGGCACGAAUAGCCUCAAAUUCAAGAUGCAGCUUGAUGAGAAACUGCACAAGACGAGUACGACUACGAUCCUUGAUCAUAGCAGCUGUAUACAGCUCAUCCAUCAACGAGGCAACCAACAUAUCCUGUUCAAUUCAAAGAUUCAUAUUAUAUUUGAUAAUAUGAACAAAUGUCGCAAAAUACCUGAGAGAAUAAGGCAAGCUCAUUCGCAAGCUCAAACUGUCACAAAAGUUGUUCUGUGAGUGAAUCCCACAGAUAUGCGACCACAUGUCAUGAGCAUAAACUAAAUGACAUAGACUAAGACUCAUAGACGUAUUAACAACAACAAGGAGUCGAGAGACCAAUUGAGCAUGGAUAGUUGCCCAAUCCUCCUGAUCUUUAGCGAGAGCAGUCUCAGCAGGGUUAGGAAUUUUACUGGUCAAGAUAGGAAGCAAGUGCUUUCUUUCCACAAAGCUUCCAAAUUGGAACUCCCAAAGAGGGAAGUUCUUCCCAUCUAGACGAACCGUGAUAAAAUCAAGCUUCCCUGUAUCCAUGAUAGAGAUCGAGCACAAGAAAAGAAGACUAGUGGCAAAAGAAAGAACCGCAACAGUAAAGGAGAGAGCAACACGAGAAAUAAAGGGGAUAUGAAAAGAGGAUUGGACUACCUGUAGAGCCGAAGGAAGACGAAGGAAUGUGAACAAAACCGCACAAGAAGAUUAGCACUUGGCAGCGGAAGGAAUGACCAAGCGGCAAGCUGCAUUUACUAAGUGGCGCCUGCAACAGCCGAGAGAGACGCGCCGUCCAGAGAAAAAAAAAAGACCCACACAAGACAAGCGGAUCACUAAUAAGACUUGAAAGAGAAGUCGAAAUAAGCAGCAGGAGCAGCGAUAAAAACCCAUGAAAUACGAUCAUUGAUCUCAUAUUGCAGGUUCGAAUACCAUGUCAAUAAAAAGAAAUCUAAAGAACACCAAUGUUUUUUUAACAUGGUAGCGUCAAUGAGACACUAGUCCAUAGUGAAGUUCUCCCUCACAGGUUUAGGUUUUCUCUUAUUACUUUAUACUCAUCAGCUUAUUUACAAGAGUAUAUCGAGGUUUGUGAACCUAAUUAUAGCCAAAAUUAGGGCUGCUAUUCGGUCGGUUUUUGGUUUAUCCGGUAAUCGACCAAUCGGUUAAUGGUAUACCGACUUCUACAAGUUAGCGAUCGACAACCGGUACCGGCGGUUAUCCGGUUAACCGGAUAACCAGAUAUGCAUUUACCGAUUAUCAAUCGGUAAUACCGCCAUACCGAGAAGCAUCGAGAAGGGGCGGAAGAGCAGCGAGAAGUUGAGAUUGACGAAGGGAGGGAGAGCGGCCAAUCCUUCGUUGUUAUCUUCAAAGUGGAUGGUGGGGCUUCAACUAGCAGCCGCUGCGGCACCCCUGAUGUUGGUGGAUUGGUGGAGGUCGACGGUGACACUUCUGAGUCUAGGUGUGGGUUAGGACUCGCUGCUGCAGCCGAGAUGGGGAGCAUUCGCGAGGAGUCAGGAGACGAGGUCAGGUGGUGGACUUCAGGCAGACAAUCAGCUGGCGGCGGCGUCUGACUCUCUCCGGCAGCGAUUCUCUCUCUCUGGUUGACUCAGUCUUCUCUGCUCUGGUUGUCUAUCUAAGUGAAGGGAAGGGAAGAACGUACAAGACAGGAGCAGUGGAGAGAACUGAGUAGGUUAACCAUCUCCGGCCUUCAUCCUUUUAUGCAAAUUUGGAUCAACAAUCUUUGCGGAGGGAGACAUCAGGCCCAGAUCUGAAAUUUACUAACCAAGCUCGAAGAUGGAGAAGAAUGGCCUCGAUUUACCCACCCUCACCGCAGCCGCAACACCUCCUCUAGACCCAUAAGCGACGAUGACGAUUUUUGGUGGGGAUUGGUCGACGACGAUGAUGCAGCCGUAUGAGGGUUAAAGAUAGAGCUUCGACUAGAGAAAAAUGGCGAGGAGAAGAUUUUUGUGACAGGGGAAAGAUGAGGAUUGGACUAGAGAAAACUUUUUAUCGUGAAGAAAAGAUGGCCGGUGGAGGAGUCUGCUGCCUAGGGGGAAGGAUUGGGUUGCGAAUGGAGAGGAGAGAAGAGGUCUUGGACUCUUGUUGAAAAUCGUGCAGCCGUGAAGGUUCCCCAAGCAGGGGAAGGGUUAUUGAAUCUCCAAACUAGGAAAGGGUUAUCGGUAUUUGGGGUAACCGGCUAACUGCAUGUAAAUUACCGAAUAAAAGCCGGUAUACCUU
This is a messenger RNA of Linum trigynum, 3185 nucleotides long. NCBI's taxonomy places the organism in Eukaryota, Viridiplantae, Streptophyta, Magnoliopsida, Malpighiales, Linaceae. The record is from the annotation of a GenBank genome assembly.